GCGUCUGCCUCCUCUCCAGCCUCUCUUUCAGCCUUCUUCCUGCUGCGAAAGGCCUGUUCUUGGUGGGGAGGCUGGAGCGGGGCCAGGACAGAUCUCUUAAGACUAGAAUUCCAACUCUCCUAUACUCUUAGGAUUUUAUCAGGGAGCUCUGAAUCAGUGCCAUAUGGGGAGCAAACCUCAGAGUAAUAAGGAGGCCAGCAUGUGGCCCAAAGGCUUUGGGGUGAAGCUGGAAACCAUCACCCCAUUUCUGGGGAAGUAUCGUCCUUUCGUGGGACGCUGCUGCCAGACCUGCACUCCUAAAAGCUGGGAGGCCCUUUUCCACAAAAACAUUGCUGCAUUGGGCUUUCACAAUGUGAUCCUGGUGACUGAAGAGAAUACCAGGUACCGGGGGUGGUUAGUGCGAAGGCUGUGCUAUUUCCUAUGUGCGAUGGACUGGAAGAUCACUCUCACCCCAGAUGCCUGGGAGAAGGUUUUGGGCAGCAAGUGGAUACAGGAAAUCCUCUCUGGGAGGGCUCCUGGGGGAGCAGGUGAAGGCCCCAAGCCCAGCUCUUUGAGGAGAGACGUACAGCAUACGUUGGGCCAGAUCCAGGCUUCAAUCUACCCCUUUUUGCUCAGGAUAUUCAACUGGGCUUUUCUCAAGUUCUUAAACUGCAUCUUCCUGAACGUGCAGCUUCAUCAGGGUCAGUUGGCUAUGGUCCGUCAGGCUGCACAAGCGGAUACGCCGCUCAUCUUUCUCUCUGCCCACAAGUCGUGUUUGGAUGGGCUCCUGCUGCCCUUCCUGUUGCUCUCUCAGGGUCUUGGGGUCCUGCGAGUGGCCUGGGAACCCCAGUCUUACUCCCCAGCUCUCAGGGCUUUGCUGAGACAUCUCGGUGGCCUUUUCAUGCCCCCAGAGGCUAACCUCUUCCUGGACAACCCCAAAGGGAUACUCUCCAGGGCUGUUCUCAGUGCUGCUGUAGAGCAGCUCCUGGCCAGCAAGCAGCCCCUGCUCAUUUUCUUGGAAGAUCGUCCUGGGGCUGUGGGACCCCGCCUGUCUUCCCAUGGGCAGGCCUGGCUGGGGCUGGUGCUACAGGCAUUCCGAGAAGGCGCCAUCCCUGACGCAGCCCUAGUGCCCGUGGGCAUUGGCUACGAUCUGGCCCCUGAUGUGCAGCAUACCGGACCUCGGGCAUCCUCUUCUCACCUGGGAUUGUGGUGGGGGGCUCUGGCUGUGUUUCGAGGCUUGCGAGGUCAUCGGGGCUGUGCCCGAAUUGACUUUGCCCAGCCCUUCUCCCUGCAGGAAUACUCGGUCAAUACUUGGAGUCGUGGAAGGAGCAGAGGACAGUCUUUAGAGCAGCUGCUGUUGCAGACUGUGCUUGGCCACUGGUCUGUUCUUCCUGAUUGUGAGAAACAGCAGGAGUGGACUCCGGCAUCUGGGCCCCUUCUGGCCCUGGACGAGGAGGACCAGCUUCUCGUGAGCAGGCUGAGCCGCCACGUCUUGAGUGCCAGCAUCGCCUGCUCAGCCGUGAUGGCCACGGCGGUGAUGGCCGCCCUGCUGUUGCAUCGGCAUCGAGAGGGAGUAUUCCUCUCGAGGCUCCUGGAAAACUUCUCCUGGCUAACAGAGGAGACCUUGCUUCGAGGCUUUGACGUGGGUUUCUCAGGGCAGCUGCAGGACCUGGUGAUGCAUGGACUGUGUCUGCUGCAUGGCAGCCUCUCCUUGUGGCUCCUGCCCCAAGGGGAUGUCCUGGUGCUGCCCAGGGCCGGCCCCACGCUUGCUCAGCUGGCCUACCACAGUGCUGCCCUGCUGCCUGUCUUCCUUUGUGAGGCUGUGGGUGCCUGUGCAGUCCGAGCCCUGCUGGCAGGCCGAGUGCCCCCAGAGGGACCCUGGGAGCUGCAGGGGGUGGAGCUGCUGAGCCAGCGGGAGCUUCAUCGUCAGACUCUGCUGCUGCUGCACCUGCUUCCCCAGGACCUCCUCCUGCUGCAGCCCUGCCAGUCAUCGUACUUUUAUUGCCAGGAGGUUCUGGAUCGACUCAUUCAGUGCGGACUCCUUAUAGCGGAGGAGGCCCCUGGCACUCGGCUGACCUGUGAUUCGGGGAAUUGGCGCUUUGGAGAGAAGAUGCUUUGGCGAUCAAUGGAAGACUUCAGUGACAGUGACAGCGACUAUGAGGACGGCACUGAUAGUCGCUGCUUCAAGCUCAGUCAGCAGCUGCGCUGCCCCGACUUCUUCCUCUUCCUCUGCCGCUUGCUCAGCCCCCUGCUCACAGCCUUUGCUCGAGCUGCAGCCUUCCUCCACCAGGGAAAACUGCCUGAUACAGAGGCAGGUUACACACAGCAACUGCACCAGUUCCUGCUGAAGAAGGCCCAAGAGGAUGGUUCCUUUGAGAGUACUGACCUGAGCCAGGCUCAUAGUGCUGUGAUGACCUUCAAAGAUUUGGGGGUGCUGAAGGAACAGCCUGGCUCCACGGGCUCCACCCUCCAUUUGUCUCCAGCCUUCACUAUUCAGGAAAACCGGGAAAAGCUGGAGAAUUUCAUCUGUCAAUUCAUUUGUGGCUAGAGGUUCCUGGUAUGAAGGGGACUGGAAUGUCUUGUCCUGUGCCAGCAAGAAGCAGUUUCCAGCCCGACUGAUGGAGCCCAAGCUGAGGAGAGUGACUAAUAGUUGAGAUUCUAAUAGGUUAUCACAUGUCUCAUGGAUUAUAAAGAGCCCCUAGGUUUGAUUUUGAGAUCCUGUGGUUGUGUUUCUUUGUCUCCCCCUGCAGCUCCUCUCUGUCCAGACUUACACCAUGAGCAGUGUUUAUAUAAAGAUGGGUAUAAAGGUCAGCCCUCUCUCCCUA
Vombatus ursinus (common wombat) is the source of this 2804-nucleotide messenger RNA. RefSeq names its product glycerol-3-phosphate acyltransferase 2, mitochondrial (gene GPAT2). The transcript is spliced from 22 exons. The record is from RefSeq and is a predicted model, not a curated record. Bases 164 to 2527 code for a protein of 787 amino acids. Gene Ontology annotation, cellular component: mitochondrial membrane. NCBI's taxonomy places the organism in Eukaryota, Metazoa, Chordata, Mammalia, Diprotodontia, Vombatidae.